GUAUCUAACAAUUUUAAUCUAUGGUCAAAUGUUUAUUGCUGUGGAUUUUUUUUUCUGUCUGCAAUCGUAAAAAAAAAUAAAAUGGUAAAAUCUUCAAAUAAUAGUGCGUUAAGAACUAGGACUGCAACAUUUUCUGCUCUCUACGUUUUGUUUAUUAUUCUUACAACAUGUUCUAUAAUUCUGUACACGUUUUAUACAGAUAACAAAAAAUAUAUUCCAACAUAUUUGAAUUUCAUUGGAGUAUACUAUACUGCUGUACUUGUGAAAAGAAUUCGACUAUUUUUAGAAGAGUUAUUCUAUUUAGAAACUCGUUAUAACAAUAAUAUAUAUAUUCUAAUAAAAGAUACUUUUUAUUUUAAUUCGCUAAGUACUAUCUUCUUUGUACUUUUUCUCUUGUCCUAUCUUGUUUUAUUAAAUUGUUAUGUCGAAGAUAAUUGGAUGACAUUUAUUUUAUCAAAUUUGAGCUUUCACUCACCAAUGAACCUCUGCUGGUUAUGUCUCCUAGAAUUUUUGAAACUGGACGAAUGUCCUAUAUCAACGUCGAUUAAAUUAAGUGAUUUCCACGGACUGGAUUAUGGAUCAGGAAUGGCAACUAGUUUUUUUCACGGAUAUUUAAAAAUCAUGCUUCCAAACACCGGUGGAUCAAGUAGAAGCUUUUUAGAAUUUAUAGAACUUUAUCAAGCUCAACAUAAAGUUACUUUUGACGUAAGAAAAUUGUUUAUAUUGCUACCAAUGUCCUGCGAAUGUUUUCCAUCUCUUCAAUGUCCAUCCUUUCCAAAUAUUGAAGAAUCAAAGCCCUUAGAUGAGCUUGAGAGAGAUGUUGCCGGAGUUAAAAAAAGAAUUUAUAAGAAUUCAGUAUAUAAAAUUAAAAAACCGAAUAGGGAAAGAGUUUAUGUAUCUGUGGAAUAUGCUACCCCUUUAAGAACGUUUAAAGAAGUAAUAUCGCAUAAUUCAAAGUAUUCAAAGAUUUAUGAGAAAUACAAAAAUGAUAUUGUUCUGAAUUUUUACCUAACACUAAAAGCUAUUCUAAAGGAAAAUCCGCAGUGCGAUGGUUUGUGUGAAGUAAUAUAUUAUAAUGACAAAAAUCCUGAUGGUUCCUAUAAGAAUGUUGGAAAUUUAAUACUAAAAAGGAUUAAAGAAAUAAGAGGUACCCUUAAAAAGAAAAAAGACUAAUCAUUGUAAUGAAAGGCUUUAUGCAAGAUGUGAUAUUUUUCACUGUAAAUACUUGAUUGUACUGAAUUUUAGUUAGUAAGCUAAAUGCUAUCCCAAUUUUUUUUUGUAAAUGUAGAUACAAUCAUAUUUUUUCCAAAUCAAUCAAAACAGAUUUUAAUAUUUUAUUUUCAUUUCAUUAUGUUACAAAGUUUCUUCUGUGUAUUUCUUGACGUUUUUAGAAUUAAUUUACUGCCUUAGGGGAAAAGUGAAUAUUAAAAGUUUUUACUUGUUUAGUCAUUCUACAUCAAUUCAAUUGAUUUAGAAAGAAAUUACGACUUAUUUUUUACCCAUAUAUAAUAUUAAAGUGUUUGAUCUUUUUCUUUAUCUCUAGUGUUUUUUCCAAAGACUUAUGCAGUUCCUGAGUUCUUAUAAAGUUGUUUUUGUUAAUUUUUAACUUAAUAAAUGACAAUUUUGGAGUUA
This is a messenger RNA of Agrilus planipennis (emerald ash borer), 1632 nucleotides long. It is a transcript of the gene Sting, whose product is annotated as stimulator of interferon genes protein. Gene Ontology annotation, biological process: reticulophagy; positive regulation of type I interferon production; positive regulation of macroautophagy. Lineage: Eukaryota; Metazoa; Arthropoda; Insecta; Coleoptera; Buprestidae. Bases 82 to 1173 code for a protein of 363 amino acids. Gene Ontology annotation, molecular function: cyclic-di-GMP binding; 2',3'-cyclic GMP-AMP binding. Gene Ontology annotation, cellular component: autophagosome; endoplasmic reticulum membrane. The record is from RefSeq and is a predicted model, not a curated record. The transcript is spliced from 8 exons.